Exophiala bonariae is the source of this 1950-nucleotide messenger RNA. RefSeq lists its product as uncharacterized. NCBI's taxonomy places the organism in Eukaryota, Fungi, Ascomycota, Eurotiomycetes, Chaetothyriales, Herpotrichiellaceae. Gene Ontology annotation, cellular component: cytoplasm. Gene Ontology annotation, molecular function: guanyl-nucleotide exchange factor activity. The record is from RefSeq and is a predicted model, not a curated record. The transcript has a single exon. Bases 1 to 1950 code for a protein of 649 amino acids.
AUGUCUAAGUCGGGCAACUUGGCCGCAUUGUCGGCCGUGCUUAAUCCGGCAGAUGUGCCCACAAUAUACUAUGCCGAAGAUGCUCCCUACCUACCACGUAUCCUUGUUUUCUACUCUCCUGUUCAGUCGAUCGGCUCACUGGCCUCCACAUCUCGAAUCCGAACUACCAUUCUCAGCGCCGCAGGAUUCAAGAGCUUUGGAGCAUUCUCGGUUGCUCCUAACAGCAGUUACUACUCUGCGGUACACAAGCUUCCGGAGGACAAACAACGAGACGAUGUAUCUCGAGGAAUUGCUUUCGCUCUGUGCAGAUAUUUCUCGGAGAUUCCAACCGAGGUCAAGAAUGCCAUCGCUGACGAAAAUCAACACCACGGACUCACACCCAAAUGGGGCCAAACACACGCCGCACAGGUCACUUGUCGUAUGAGCAGAGUGCUAAAUACUGAUGAAGUUCUUGAUGCUCUUCGUCCUUUCUCCAAAGAGCGCCCUCCGAGCCCAGUCACUCCUGUCAGACCACUGGCUUCCAUCAGAAAAACUAGACCUUCGUUUCACCCGGCAGACGCAGGCAACUACUCAGCUAGGAAUGGAUACGUCCAGACCCCGUCAAAACGAAUCCCCAGCGGUCAAUCGAGGAGGACGCCAUCCAUCUCCACAUCCACGCCAUCGAAUCGAAAGCCCAGUUCGGCACCCACAACCAAUCAAUCCUUGGAACAGCUGGAGUCUAUGCGUUUCAAAAUGUGCGAGUUUGUCGAUACAGAAGAUCGAUACAUCACCAGGCUACGGGAACUUACGGACUUGGUUACUAACCAGGGUAGAACCCCCAAAUCUAUCAGCACCAAAUUCUCGGAUUCUCGCAGUCAAAAGGCGGUCAAUGCGAUGAUCCAUUUCCCGUCACUGCUGGAUCAAAUCAAAGAUUUGAAUCUUGCCUUUUUGGAUGACAUCGAAUCUGCGCUGCAGAAUUCCGAAGAGUCUGCUUUGCAGUUUCUCGACGAGGCUCAAGCCAAUCCUACACUUUUCCAGAACGCGAAAGACCCAAUGGGUAUCUACACCUUUGCAAAAGUCCUUCUGAACCAUUUCCCAAAGUUCCCGAUGCCAUACAGGGAAUAUCUUGACCUUCAUUCUCAAAUCUCCUCCAAUCUGGACCAGUAUCUGAAGGAAGGAACCUAUUCCAUUCAACAAGCCCCAUCUCUGCUUAUGGAGCCAGCACAGCGAAUAUCUAGAUACGGUCUUUACAUUGACACCAUACUUCCUCAUGUCCCGACCAAUUUCACUGCAGCCAUAAGAACUUUGGAAAAGGCGCGAAAGAUCAUCGCCGAGAUUUGCGAAAUGGAACCUGCAGCAUCGACUAUUCUCGAUUCCUUACGGAUCGAGCAUGAAACAAGACGAGGAGGUCUUUCUCCAACAAAAUUGCUUUCGGGUUUGACCCGAACAAAUAGCACCAUUCGCAAGGCUCCUGCCCUGACAGGUAGCAUGCGCGAGAAGGAGAAACCUCGGUUCUUCCCUAGCCUUGGGCGAAGUCUAAGCCGAAGACAAAAGAAUACCAGACCUGGUUUGGCGGGAAUCCUGUCUGAGCAAGAUCCAGACCAGGCCAGUAACAUAAGUGGUAGUCUAACACUGGGGCGAUUACACAAUGACGAAAACAGACCGUUGACAUCGAGCUCGGCUCUGUCAUUUGGCUCAAUCUCCAAGCGGCCGCCAACAUCAGGGUCGAUUGUUACCAAUCGUUCGGCGCCGAGCCCCGGUCCUAAUCUUCCAGUGUUGGGUGAAAACAAACUAGGUCAAAGCUCGCAAGGUCGUUCUGGUUCGACUCAGGCGUCGGGUGACGUAAAUGUUGAACAAUACAAGGCAGCAUUGAUGCAGGUAGAAGAAGAGAAUUACAAGCUUCUUGCAGAGAAUGCGGAACUGAAGAGACAGAUACGUGAGUGCAAAUGUGGUGGCGCUGUGAGGAGAUGA